CUCUCACUUCUGUUUCAUUUGGUUUGUGCCUCGCGUAGAAUGCAGUCGUCUUUAGCUUGGAUUACUUUGUUCAUUUUGGUCCUAAGCCACCAGAGUACUGCCCAGUUUCUGGUGGAACCCUGUGGAACUCUAUUCGGUAACAGUGACACUAAUGUAGGACCACUUGGUGUUCCAUGGAUGGCAGCGAUAAGUAAUUCCACGCAUUUUUUGUGCGGCGGCACCCUGAUUCACAGAAGUUUUGUUUUAACUGCUGCUCAUUGCAUAAUGCAGCGAGGAACUCUAUUCGUGAAGUUGAGAGCACACAUUAAAACGCAGUAUACUGCCACCCAUGCUCUUCUGCACCGAGCGUUCUCCAAAUCAAAUCUCCGGAAUGAUAUAGGCCUGCUUAAACUGUCGAGCAGCGUUGUCUUCGAUGACCGCACUUAUCCCAUCUGCAUCGAUUUGGGUAAGGGAACUAAGGAUCACAUUGAGGCUAAGGGGACGUUCAAAUCCAUUGGCUGGAAGGCAAAAAAAACAGGAUUGGAACUCGAUGAAGUGGAAGCUGUCGCCGUUAACCAAAUGAAUCAAACCGAAUGCCAAAAGCCAAAAAAUACGAUCUGCGGGGCUUUAUCAUACGCGUGCUUGAGUGCAAACGAUUCUGGCAAUCCGUUGACCAACAACAUCUUCUUUAAUUGCACAUCCGAUCGCGAAGUGCAGUUCGGGAUCACAAGCUACGGAACGUUAAAUGGCGAUGAACCGGUCAUUUUCACCGAUGUGACAAAAUAUGUGGAUUGGAUUAGGGAAACAAUUAAUAUAUUUUAUGAGGAGGACACUUCUGUGAAUACUGUAAGAGCAGAAAAACCAAAUUUGCCAUGUGAAGAUUCAGUGACCCAAAGUCCCAAGACGCCUCCGACUCAGAUGGUUCAGGAGAUGUGGUUGUACAGAGACUGCGGUGGUGACACCAUAAGAUCGCACUUGUUGGCAUUCAUUUACGAAACUAAUUUCCAGGCCAACGGUGUGUUUGUUACUGACAGAUUUGUCAUUACAAUUGCCAGGGAUUUACCGGAAAACGUAUAUUUGGCUCCAAUGGCAUUGAACAGAACUGUAUACACUUCCUUACAAGUUGACUCGAUCGUCAGGCAUCCGAGGUAUUUAGAGGACAACCAAAAUAAUUUAGCAUUGCUCAAACUAAAAGGACCGGUGACCAUUGGCGAUUUGAAACCAAUGUGUGUGCUCACUAUGAAAAUGUUCCAGCAAGAGGCAGAAUCUACUCCUCCUUUUACUUUAUUUGACGUUGGGGAAACUGGUGAAAGCAUUAGUAUUUAUGAACAUGACGUGGAACUCGUUAACCUCGGCGAAUGUUCAUCCAGAAUACGAGGGACCACCGGACAGAAUCAACUCUGUAUCGUAGAUUCUCCCGCGACUAAUAAGACAUUUGGAAAACGAGGUGACUUCUUGGGCAAGAGGAUGAUGUAUUUGGGAAAGGAGUGGCUUAACCUGUUUGGUAUUGUCAGUUAUUCAACUAAUGGUUUCCAUGUUCUGACAAAUAUUAUGAGAUAUACAGAGUGGAUGACUCAGGUUGUUACGGUUAAUUAGCUAAUGGGUUUUAUUAAUUUUAUAUUGCGAGUUUUCUUCAAUGAAUAAUUGGGUUUUAAUAAAUAAUCCGAAACUUUUGGCCAAAACA
Messenger RNA from Drosophila rhopaloa, 1663 nucleotides. RefSeq names its product polyserase-2-like. The transcript has 7 exons. Lineage: Eukaryota; Metazoa; Arthropoda; Insecta; Diptera; Drosophilidae. The coding region runs from base 40 to 1575 and encodes 511 amino acids. The record is from RefSeq and is a predicted model, not a curated record. Gene Ontology annotation, molecular function: serine-type endopeptidase activity. Gene Ontology annotation, biological process: proteolysis.